This is a messenger RNA of Sinocyclocheilus grahami, 3212 nucleotides long. RefSeq names its product leukemia inhibitory factor receptor-like. Gene Ontology annotation, molecular function: cytokine receptor activity; cytokine binding. Gene Ontology annotation, biological process: cytokine-mediated signaling pathway. The transcript is spliced from 13 exons. The coding region runs from base 215 to 2293 and encodes 692 amino acids. The record is from RefSeq and is a predicted model, not a curated record. Gene Ontology annotation, cellular component: external side of plasma membrane; signaling receptor complex. NCBI's taxonomy places the organism in Eukaryota, Metazoa, Chordata, Actinopteri, Cypriniformes, Cyprinidae.
UAAGAUCUAGUUCGGGACUCGGGAGCGAUUCUGGGAAUCCGGUUCGGUUCCCUCAGUUUUAGACACCCGUCUGGAACAAGAAGGCCAUGUGCUGCUAAUAAACCAAACAUUUACUGGAUAUAAUCGGGUCACUUCGAAGACAUAAGACUACUAAAACAUCAAGGUCUAGGAGUUGUAUUUGACUCUUUCUGUAAGCGGUUCUGGAUCGGUCAGUAUGGAGGGCUGGGUGACUCUGGCUCUGUUGCUGAGCCUCGGGGUCAAACGCUCCCUCACACAGAACGGUCUGGGUGAACCUCCUGUACCUCGUGGUUUAACCUUAAAUCCUGAUUUACCUGCACAGACUCUUACUUUGAGAUGGCAGAGUGACUCGUCGCUUUUUGACCUGGAGAUUUUCCACACCGAGCUCAUGAAUGUGGUGCUGAAUGUAAGCGCUCUUACAUCUCUGCCUUUGUCUUUUCAGCUGUUAAUCUGUGUUGUGUUGAAAUAUGCAUUUGGAUGGUCGGAUAUUCCUGUGAAGUCCGAGUCUUAUAUGUUUCCCCAAGAUAAAAUGGUUCCUGUGGGCAGUAACAUGAGCUUCUGCUGUAUUGUUAAGGAGAAGGAAGAUUUCAAAGAAAUCGUGUACGGGCAUCAGAAAAUGAACGCCACACGAUUGAGCAGAAGAACGUAUGCCAUCACAGUAACCAACCAGCCAGCAUUGGGCAACACGGGCACCAACGUGAUCUGCUUUUCCCAAAGAUUGACCCUCACAGGAGCUGUGGUGUUUGUAGGCUCAUCCGCAGAAUGUUCUUGGAAGAAAGGACGAGACACUCGCUUGAGAAUGAAGCGCAGCCGCACUAAAUACACCCUUAAUGGAAGGGACUGUUUGGAGGCUAAUGAAAAAAAGACAUGGUGGUGUAGCUCGAAGGUCUGGGAGGAGAACUGGACUCUGGUGGCUCGAAAUCCUCUUGGAACAGUCCAGCUUACUGACUCGGCCCAACUCACUGACCGCGUACAUCUGUUGGCUCCAGCGAAUGUGACCGCGGUUGAAGUCAAGGCGUGGAGCGCCACACUGCUGUGGAGCUGGUCUGUGGCGGCGUAUAAAAAGCUGGAGAUGGUCUGCCAGCUGCGGCUCUUCACCCAUGAACUUUCCAGCACACGUAACUACGGUGGUCCAGGUUCAGCUGUUGCUUAUGUGAAUAACAUGACUCACAGUCUAGAAUUUGUUUUUGAUGGUUUGUAUGUGAAUCUGUUCCAUGUGUCUCUCUCUUUCGUUGGAUCUUCUGUAGUUCCUUCUCAGUCGGUUAGUGAGCUGUCACCCAAUCAGAUUGGCUCUGAUGUGCUGCUGUCUUGGAGAGCCACCGAGAUGAAACAGCAGAGAGGCUUCAUACGUGGAUACACCAUCUACCUGGCAAAUGCUGCACAUCUGGAUCUCAUUGCUAAUAUCACUGAUCCUGAAGUGCAGUCGUACAGGGUGAAAGGUUUGUCUCUGAGCUCGUAUAAGUUCGUAGUGAAGGCCUACACCUCAGCUGGGGAGGACGCGGGGGCCACUGUGUCCAUUAAAAUGGAGAUGGACACUGACAUGCUGUUUGUUGGCAUUCUCGUGCCGUUAGGAAUCAUGUUCUGCUGUCUCAUCCUUGUCAGCAUCUGCUGCUACAAGAAGAGAGAGUGGGUAAAGAAAGCUUUCUAUCCUGAAAUCCCUGGACCUAAAGUACCUGGAGACUGGUCCUCCUCACAGGGUCCUCUGGAUGUGAAGCCCUCUCCUCACAGUCUGGUCCACAUUGUGGAGAGUCCGGAGUGGGAUUUCACUAAGGAAGGUCUGUUCCCAGUACCAGAGGAAGAGGAGGAGUUUGAGAACGACAACAUCGAGGUAGACACUGACUCGGAUGAACCGGCCCUGCUGAGAUACUACAACCAGGUGGUCGGUGACGGCUCACACAGUAACCAGAUCUCGGACUCCUCCGGUUCCUCGACCGCCUCGGUGGGCUCCACGCAGACUGAAAUCACCUACGCUGGCAUCCAGAGCCCCACCUCCUCGCAGGGGGUGUGCGGUGGCGGAAGUUACAAGCCUCAAAUGCAGUCCGUCGCGGGUCCCAAAAUCGAAUUCGAGGCCGACUUCCAAGACGAUGGCUUGAAUACAGGCUACAAACCCCAGGGUUCCUGGCAGCUGGAUUCUCCAGAGGCAGAAAACUUUAGCGGUUCGCUUGGCAGCCCUACAUCGGUCACAUCAUCCCAGUUCCUCAUCCCAGAAUCCUCUGAAGAGCAACCACAGCCUCCAAACACCUGGUUCCACAAUCUUCUCUCUGGAAAAUCCUGAGAACGCACUAGCUUUUGUUUUUCACGUUUGUUUGUGCCGUUCACCUUUACGAGGAUGUUUUUCAGUUCGUUUUAGGGUUUGUGCCCUUACUGGAAAUCGCUCAUAUUUAACAUCACUACUGUUUCUCAAGGACUUGUGAUACUGACCAGAGAGGUUAAGUACUACUGAAGCGCUGAAGAUGGCUGUAUCUUCAUGCGCUCGCUCGGGGCAGUAUGACGUUUUGCCUAGGGAACAUCGCUUCUAUUCAUACAACAGUGUUCGUGCCUCUUUCUUGCAGUGUUAUUGGAGUGAUCGCAGUAAAUCUAGAUCCUUGCAGCAUUGUAUUGUGCGUAACAUUUCAUAGCUCUUUUUUUCAGAACAGUUUUGUAGCAGUCAGACAUAGGAGGUCCGAAAAGCAGCCCAAGUUCAGCAGGUUUGCACACAUUUCUCUACCAGUAAAACAUGUUGAUUUGCAUUUCAAAAGUUCAAAACCAGUGCAUUUAAGGCUUGUUCUCAAAACUGCAUCGCUUUCAGUUGAUUUAAAAAAAUUGUAUGUAGCUUCAUGCAACUUUUUCUCGAGUCUUGAUGUCUGUAAGCAGACACGUGUUGAAUAAGCUGACCGAACAAAAGGAAAAUGGGAGAAACUUUCAUCUUUGUUUUUUCUUAAACCGUUUCCCUGAUUAAGGAGACAGCUGUUGAAGUGUUUUCAUGAUCUUACAUUGUCAGCUUAAUCUCUGUAAGAUGCAUGUAAACACACUGUUACUGUUAAAGAUGUCAUGCAGCUAGCUAGUUGUGUGCAUUUUUGAUUAGUGGUUGACGCUCAGUCAGCAUAACUGAACAUCAUAAGCUCAGUCAGCAGAAAAUUACCUUCUCUGCUAGGGCUGCACGAGUUUCAGAAUAAAAUCAAAAUGCGAAUUUUUAUUUUUUCCUCUUCCUUUCA